Messenger RNA from Phoenix dactylifera (date palm), 1779 nucleotides. Its product is annotated as putative glucan 1,3-beta-glucosidase A. Gene Ontology annotation, cellular component: cytoplasm; actin cytoskeleton. Gene Ontology annotation, molecular function: hydrolase activity, hydrolyzing O-glycosyl compounds; actin filament binding. The record is from RefSeq and is a predicted model, not a curated record. Lineage: Eukaryota; Viridiplantae; Streptophyta; Magnoliopsida; Arecales; Arecaceae. Gene Ontology annotation, biological process: actin filament bundle assembly; polysaccharide catabolic process; cell migration.
CAUCCAGCUCAAGAUUCCAAGCCUCUAUACAUUCACCUCCACUCGAAUACCUUAACAGGCCGAGAGAGAGAUAGAGAGAGAGUUAUGGCAGUCCGCCAUCUUCUAAAAUGGCUGCCAAUUCUCCUCGUACUCUCAUGUCACGCUUCCUUCUCCUCUGCUGCCAGAGCCACCCCUUCUUCGCCAAUGAAGGCUGUCAGCCUCGGAGGAUGGCUGGUGACCGAGGGCUGGAUUGAGCCAUCCCUCUUUGAUGGCAUACCCAACAAAGAUCUCCUGGAUGGCACCCAACUCCAAUUCGAGUCCGUGACGCAGCAGAUGUACUUGUCCGCUGAGGAUGGCGGCGGAACGAUCAUCGUCGCGAAUCGGACUAGUGCUUCGGGUUGGGAAACCUUCACGCUGUGGAGAAUUACAGAGUCCACCUUCCAAUUUAAGGUUUUCGAUAAGCAAUUCGUAGGCCUCAGCAGCCAAGGAGAUGGUGUUGUGGCGGUCUCGACUGAUCCUGGCCAAUCAGAGACACUUGAGAUUGUGAGGAAUGCCGAUGACCCGAACCGAGUUCGGAUCAAAGCACCAAAUGGAUUCUUCAUACAGGCGAAAACGGAUGUGUUGGUGACUGCGGACUACCCUGAGAGUACCAGCUGGGGAGAUGAUGAUCCUUCUGUCUUCCUGAUGACUAUAGUUGCCACACUGCAAGGGGAGUACCAAGUCACCAAUGGCUAUGGACCAGAAAAGGCUCCACAAGUCAUGAAGGAGCAUUGGAGCAGCUUUAUAGUGGAGGAUGACUUCAGUUUCAUAUCCCAGAAUGGACUGAAUGCUGUAAGAAUUCCAGUUGGGUGGUGGAUAGCCAGCGACCCGAAUCCUCCAAAGCCUUUUGUUGGCGGGUCCCUCCAAGCUUUGGAUAAUGCUUUCGCAUGGGCAGGGAAGUAUAAUAUAAAGGUCAUUGUGGACCUCCAUGCCGCACCCGGAUCACAGAAUGGAAAUGAGCACAGUGCCUCAAGAGAUGGUUCUCAAGAAUGGGGUAAGACUGAUGCCAAUAUAGAUCAGACGGUUGCAGUGAUAGAUUUUCUCACAGCUAGGUAUGCUCAAGACCCAAGCCUCCUUGCAAUUGAGCUUAUCAACGAGCCGCUAGCACCCGGGGUAACACUAGAUAGCCUAGAAAAGUACUAUCAAGCUGGAUACAACACUGUUCGCAAAUACACAUCCGAUGCCUACGUGAUUAUGUCGAACCGACUAUCGGCCGACCCGACGGAGCUCCUCGGGUUUGCCAGCGGAUUCCAGGGCUCUGUCAUCGACGCCCACUACUACAAUCUCUUCUCCAAUCAGUUCAAUGGCUUGACGGUGCAACAGAACAUCGACUACAUUAACAACAACCGAGCCAACGACCUUGCUACCAUAACCAGAUCUAAUGGCCCCCUCACUUUUGUUGGGGAAUGGGUGGCAGAAUGGGAGGUGAAAGGAGCAACAAAGGAGGACUAUCAAAGGUUUGCGCAGGCCCAAUUAAAAGUCUAUGGGCAGGCCACCUUUGGAUGGGCCUACUGGACCCUGAAGAAUGUUGACAACCAUUGGAGCUUGGAAUGGAUGAUUAAAAAUGGCUACAUUACUUUGUAAACCAAGCUCUGCUGCUCAAGAUUAGAUCAUUCCUACAAUAAUCUGAAUAACGCUCAGAAUUGAGUUGAAUUUCCACCUAGCGAAAAGCGGAAAUACUACUAGAAAACUCGAAAUGUCCAAGAUCAAUGCAUUGUCGUUGAUUACGCUACAUAAAUCAAUAAAUGGUGUUUAGGCUAA